CCAGUAUCAUAGCAAGAAACUCCCCCACCAAAACCCUCCAUCAAAUCGGAAACUAGGGGAAGUCUCAAUUGAUUCCCUGUCCCCUUUGCCGGGAAGAAAUUGGAACGGCAGCUACGGUACGGCACGUCACCUCCUCCUCUUCUUUCACUAAACUAGGCCCGGAGGAAGAGAACAAGAAAGAGGGGAAGAAGAAAAAAAACCCCUCCAAUAUCCACCGCUUCUCGUAUGUUCCUGGACCACCUAGAAGUCGACCGCAUCACAAGAAUGUCCCUCGUAAACCUCGGCCACUUCUGCUCGCACAUGCAGAACGCCUCACGCUCACGCCUCUCCAUAACCUCCAUCAUCCCGUCGAAGCUACACCUAGGUAUCGCAUUAGCGCUCCAAGACCAUGGCUUUAUAUCCUCCGUGACCCGGGGCGACACCGCGGGCCCGGACGCCGAGGAGACGCCGACGACGCAGGAGAACAUCGCAAGGAGGAGACUUUGGCUCUCGCUCAAGUAUCACGAUAACGAACCCGUGCUUUCGAGGAUGAAGCUUGUGAGCAAGCCAACCAAGAGGAUACAUAUGGGGGUUCUGGGGCUGCAGAAUCUGGCGGCGGGAAAGCAGCAUGAUUUCGUGCAGCCGCUUGAGGCCGGGGAGAUUAUGCUUUUGUCGACGGAUAAGGGGGUUAUUCUGGAGGCUCGGCAGGCCGUCGAGAGGAGGAUUGGGGGGCAGUUGUUGUGCCGGGUGCGGUGAAUUGUGGAUAUUGGAAUGGCGAUUUUUUUUUUUUUUUUUUUUUGUCUUUUUCGGCUGCGGGAUGCAUGGGAUUCACGGGGUUACAUACUUGAAAACGACCUUUUCGCAGGAAAGCAGGGGCGAAGGGGAGGGGAAACCCCCUUUUGUAUAUAAUGUCACGUUUUUCCGCUACCGGAUAGGAUCUGAACUGGUGAAAGGGAAGAGAGAGAUGGGAUCGUCCUGGAUAUCUUGAACCUCCACUGUCUGGCAUUCUCUGCAAAACACUACCCCCU
Molecule: messenger RNA, 1007 nt
Organism: Tuber melanosporum (Perigord truffle)
Lineage: Eukaryota; Fungi; Ascomycota; Pezizomycetes; Pezizales; Tuberaceae
Product: mitochondrial 37S ribosomal protein MRPS8
Exons: 1
Coding region: 265-735 (156 amino acids)
Biological process (GO): translation
Cellular component (GO): mitochondrion; ribosome
Molecular function (GO): structural constituent of ribosome
Source: RefSeq, a predicted model, not a curated record